UGCCACCGACUUGUUCAUACAUACGGGAAGAGUCCACUACUCAGGAGUGGUGUUGCACCACAGAGUCUGGUUGGUUGGGGGCUCAUGAUAUAAGGAGGCGAAGUACGGGACGGCAGAAUGAAUGAGUCGAUGGCACAGCAUCGAAACUGGGAACCUUUACUCAUAAAGUAAGCUCAUUCUCUCGUUCGUCCAGUAACAGCUGGGGCGUUUGUGAUUUGAAUCUUUCAUCUGCUUCAAGUUUCUUUGGCUGCCAGUGAGUGUGGGUGUUCCACACGUAUCACCUUGUUCAAGUACUUUUCACUAGUAUUCGGAGGUGGUUGGUGGUUCUGAAUGAAUGAACAUUCAUUCAUGACUCUGUUGUUGCAUCCUGCGGACACGACGCCACCGUGGGUUAUUUUCAUCAUUGCUACUGCUGCCUCUGCUGAUUCACACUCUCAUCCGUGUCAUCAUCAUCAUCAUCAUCAUCCUCAUCCUCAUCAUUCAUCAGCUGGUGAUGAUUCUCACGCGUUUCCCGUCGAUCGGCGACCGCCAAAUCCGCCCUUCCCAAUCCAUAAUAAUUUCCUGGCAUUCCAAAGGGAGAUGCCGUGGACUGUGACAAACUCAUUCAAGCGAGGUCUCAUGAUGAAAACUUACGGACGGCCACUUUGGCGCGUCUACGACGAUGACCAACGGCCUGCCGCCAAAAAACGACGCGUUCAAUCCGGCAAUGAUUCCGACGAAGCCGAAAAUAGCAUCCAAUAUGCCAUCCGCGAGUCUUCCGCCGCCAUCAUGUCCAGUCCGUCGCGUCGCAAUUCUAUUCUUCUCUCCGAAGGCACGCAGGAAGAUGAUCUAUCGACACCCCCAUCUUCUCCCCCACCGCGAUUAAGCCCCCCUCCCGCCAACACGCGGAAACCCACGUUUGCCUUCCUGAAGCGUAAACAGUCCGCCACCAAGGAUGCCAGCAAUGGCACCCCCGUUACGAAUGGCACUACCACCAACGGCACCGCCAAUGGCACCCCACUCACCGAGGUCAACUCUAACAGCGUGCGCGCCUCGGUGGACCCGCCCAAGAAGAAAGCGCCGCAGCCGCAGCAGCCGCCGGUCUUGAAGCAGAUGCAGAUCGACCUGGGCCACGAAGUACGGAGGACGUGUGCAACUUGUGGUAUGGAGUACGUGCCGUCGAAUACGGAGGAUGCGGCAUUGCAUAAGAAGUUUCACGAUAUGAACUCCACAGGGGUAGAUCUGGGGAAGGCCUUCAUGCGGGCCAACGCAUCACGCUGGGUCUACGAAGCUACACGGUUUGACGAGGGAUAUGUGGUCAUCGUGGAUCGCAAGGCAUCGCCGACCGCGAAGAACCAAGCGAAGAAGGUGCUGGAGGUCAUUUGCAAGGAGCUGUCGUCCCCGACGAUCGAGGAUGAGGUUCUGUGGAGUCAAACGGAAGCGCCCAAGCAUCUGCAACAGGACGGAGUACCGGAGAAAGUGGACCGGUACAAGGUGUUUUUGCACAUGAAGGACAGUCGAUGUGUAGGGGCAUGCUUGACGGAGCGGAUUUGGGAGUCACGGCCGGUCAAGAAGUCGGCCGUUUCGGGCAAUGGACCGGACUCGUCGGUCACGGUGGGAGAGGAAAGGCACCCGGCCAUCGUGGGCAUUUCGCGCAUAUGGACAUCGGGCUCUUCACGCCGGAAAGGCAUUGCCAUGGAUCUGUUAGACUGCGUGGUGAGCAACUUCAUCUACGGGAUGGAAAUCCCCAAGGAGCAGGUGGCGUUCAGCCAACCGACCGAGAGCGGCAAGGGGCUGGCGCAGUCAUUCUUCGGCAACGAAGAGUGGCAUGUUUACGAGGAAAGCUAA
Aspergillus neoniger CBS 115656 is the source of this 1827-nucleotide messenger RNA. RefSeq names its product ESCO family N-acetyltransferase. The transcript is spliced from 5 exons. Gene Ontology annotation, biological process: mitotic sister chromatid cohesion. The record is from RefSeq and is a predicted model, not a curated record. Bases 331 to 1827 code for a protein of 498 amino acids. Gene Ontology annotation, cellular component: chromatin; nucleus. Gene Ontology annotation, molecular function: protein-lysine-acetyltransferase activity. Lineage: Eukaryota; Fungi; Ascomycota; Eurotiomycetes; Eurotiales; Aspergillaceae.